Messenger RNA from Ochlerotatus camptorhynchus, 2808 nucleotides. RefSeq lists its product as uncharacterized. The transcript is spliced from 4 exons. Bases 42 to 2744 code for a protein of 900 amino acids. The record is from RefSeq and is a predicted model, not a curated record. Lineage: Eukaryota; Metazoa; Arthropoda; Insecta; Diptera; Culicidae.
GGAAUGCUCUUCGGAUUUAGUUGAAGAAAGUCUCGGACAUCAUGGACAUCAACGUCGAUGACUUCAUGCGGCGAUCCACGACCGGUUAUAACUUUCAGUACAUCAACGUCAGUGACCUGGAUCGAAUAAUUCGCAAUGUUCAGCGAAGUCCCGAUGAACGAAUCGAGACGGAACCCGUGCAGGACAUUCCCGUCAAACCGGACCAGACUGGCAACGUGCGAAUGCUAUCCGAUGAGGAAAUUAACGAAAUUCUAAGUGCCGCCGAGCUGGAUCUUCAGGAAGAGCAACUGUCCGACUCGGGUAGAUCAACUCCGAUCGCAGAACAGCAUGGUAGUGAUACUUCAAAGGCGACUUCUUCAAGCACUUCUUCCGCUUCGUCCAUCAUUUGCUCGUCGUCGAAGGAGCUGACGAAACGUGGUUCAGAUGAUGUUGCCGAUAUCGAGGACAAUUUGACUUUUGAGGACGACUAUACUUUCAAUGACUUUGCGAUAACGUCCAGUGAGUCCCAGGAAAAGGUUGCACAGCAGCGACGUCGAGAAGUUCAGCCUUCGAUCGAGUCGUCCUGCUUCGAGUUUAUGGAUUCGGAAUCGAUCAUUGAGGAGGUGAUCUUGGAACACGACGACAACGACGGUGAUGGGGAUUCUGAAGGAUCGGUCAAUGUGGCGCCGAUCAUAAGAGUGCGAUCGCCGAUCAAGCCGGCGUCGGCAAUCAUCAAAACCUACGAACAAGAGUGUCCAGAUCCGGUUAAUCCGGUUAAGCCGAUACUUGAUUUCACGGCCAUCGAACGAGCUAGCAGAAGCAGUAAGGGAAGCAAACGGUCUUUUGGUCAGAGGAUUCCUUCUGGGGAACGAAUGCGGCGACCUGCUUCGAGCAAGUCGCUGAUGGAGGAAUUUGAUACGUUCAUCAAAAUUACGGAGCUGCAGAAGAAAAUUUGCCUGCUGAUUGACGACGUCCGACAUUGCUUGGGAAAGGUGGAAGAGCCCGAAGAUGAGCUGGAGCAUAAGAAACGGGAGAAACGUACGGCGGAAUUUCAGAUUCGAUUUCAGCGGAACUACCUGUACCAGAUUAAUCGACUCGAAGAGGACGUAUGCGUGAUAGAUAAAAAAGCUUCUGAGUUUGCUCAGAAGGUUUACCAGCUCUACAGGCUGCUCUACCAAGGGUGGAAGUUUUACUUGAAAAAUAUGAAAUAUUUUGUGAUUAGUGUAAGUCCGGAAAAGCUGUGGACGCUAGUUAAGUCAGUGAUGAGUUCAACGAAGGUGUGCGUGCAGAAGGAAAUCUUCGACGAAGAUGACCUGAUAGUCGAGGAAAUCUUUGAAAAGUGUCACCUAUUAAGGCACCGUCUGAAGGAAGAAGCUAGCAAAUUGAAGUGUAAGUCAAACAGGGUGAAGUCCUCGAAAGCGUUACCAACCAAACCCCCCACGGCCUCCAUCCAAUCCACCAAGUUGGCCAUGUACGGAUCCUUAAGCUGUGCUCCGAAACGUCGCCCACAGUUUCGUACGAGCGCUCCUACAGCUACCAAAGUGCCCAUCAAUCAAAGGAAAUGCCACGCCAAGCAACAACCACCGAAGGAAGCUCCCAUGAAAACACCGCGUAGCAGAAUCAUGGCAGUUCCGAUGAUCAAAUCCAGUUCUUCCUCGCUUGGACACAACAAGAGUAUAACUCGCGUGCGAUCGGCCCGAACUUCAGCGAAAACGAUCGACGAUGUCGUCACGAUGAUCCAGCAGCAAACGGACCCGUUAGCCAAUUCUCGACUGUUGAAGGAAGUGUCCAGCGCUCUGACCAAAAUGUCCACCAGUCGGGACGCCGCCAUCAGUCCCGAAGUGAACCAACAGCUACACCAGCUCAUUAUGGAAACCAUUCAGAACAUCACCCACCAGCAGCUGAAGGAGCUUAUCCCAUCCCUGGAGCGACCAACUGGCAAGUCUAACCACAACAACGAUCGAGCCGGUACGACCGGAGAGGAACCAUCCGUAGUGACCGAAGUUACGGGUGCAACUGACCAGACCAACUGUGCGGAAAAACGUUUUUCCACCAAGCUUCCCGAUCAGAGGAAAACCGACAUCGACGACGCUGAGGAAGGUGGCAAGCGGCAGAGCCACUCCACCGCCUCCAUCACUGCACGAGAUCGCGUGGGCGAUAGUCAGAGUAGUGAUUCCGGAAAGAUGCAGGCAGCUCCAGUUGCCUCACCGCCGAAAGGUGUUGAUUUGGAGAUUAGUGGUGGCAAAAUUUCCCCCAAAUACGGCCACGGGUUGUCUUCGGGCAGUAUCAAGGCUGUCGGAUGCACCCCGGCAGGAAAGAUGCAGCGUGACUUGCUCGGCGAUAGGAAACGGAGCACCCAGCCACUUGGGCCGCGGCAGCAGAAAGUCAACUACUCGCGUAAUAUGCAGUAUCUGGAAAUCGUUUCACCUCCGGAUGAGGAACGGGUCGCUCCUGUGGCAGCGAAACCGGGCAGCAUUCCCGAAGUCCAAUCGCACAUCAAUCUGGCCGAAGAGGUGGCCCAGAAGCAACGCCAACAGCGCCGACAGGAGUUGUACGGCCAGCUCAAGAAGCAAGUGUGUCGCGAUCGGAUGCGCACCCUUCGACGGAUGGCGGAAAAUCCAGUCUAUUUGAAUGACCAUUUCGAGGAGCCUUGGCAGACGGUAUCGCGCAUUUCCGAUCGGUUGGUCGAGGAGUUGAUGGUCGACCAGGACUUUGGUGAGGCAUCGUUCGUGGAGGAGUUUCUCCGGAUGCAGCUGGACGGAUGACGGCGGUGGAGACGGUGGCGGGCGAAGUUAGAACGGGGUGGGGUUCGGAAUGUAUUUUGAUAGA